Gracilinanus agilis (Agile Gracile Mouse Opossum) is the source of this 5236-nucleotide messenger RNA. It is a transcript of the gene PEAK1, whose product is annotated as pseudopodium enriched atypical kinase 1. Gene Ontology annotation, cellular component: focal adhesion; actin cytoskeleton. Gene Ontology annotation, molecular function: ATP binding; protein kinase activity. The transcript is spliced from 4 exons. NCBI's taxonomy places the organism in Eukaryota, Metazoa, Chordata, Mammalia, Didelphimorphia, Didelphidae. The record is from RefSeq and is a predicted model, not a curated record. Gene Ontology annotation, biological process: protein phosphorylation. The coding region runs from base 80 to 5236 and encodes 1718 amino acids.
CUACUUUAGAGAGCUGCUAGUGGAUGAAAGCCUUGCCAUGCACUGAAAUUGGAGCAUCAAGAGUGAAGCUCCAAGAAAAAUGUCUGCUUGUAACACCUUCACUGAACACGUCUGGAAACCUGGCGAAUGCAAAAACUGCUUCAAGCCCAAAAGCCUGCACCAACUGCCUCCCGCCCCUGAGGCAGCCUCCCUCCCCCCUGGCAGCCUAAAGACCAAUGCCAACCACAGUAACAACCACCGAGUUAGGAACACGGGAAACUUCCGGCCCCCUGUGGCCAAAAAACCCACUAUAGCUGUGAAGCCCACCAUGAUGGUGGCCGGUGGGCAAAGCAUGAGUGCUGAGGCCAGCACCCCAGAGCACUGUGAGAACAAGCCAGUGAUCAUCAGCUGGAACCGAAACAGGGCUUCCGUGAAUAAAAAACCACUCAAUAAUAAUAAUAAUAAUGAAGAGGAGAUUGAAGGAUUUAGCCAUGUUCAUAGGCCUUUUGGCACCAAUGACAGUGUGAGUAAGAUAGCAAAUAACAAUAAUGGACUAACUGAAGUGUUAAAGGAGAUAGUGGGUUUGGAUCCCACUCCUCAGCGAAUAGAAAAUGAAAUUAACUCAAGGGAAACGUUCUUGGGCAGAAUCAAUAACUGCUACAAGCGGUCAUUGGAAAGGAAGCUUCCUCCCAGUUGCAUGAUGGGAGGGAUGAAGGACUCUCAGAGGAAGCACGUCAUUCUGAGCGGAAGCACAGAAGUCAUCAGUAAUGAAGGUGGUCGUUUUUGUUACCCGGAGUUUUCUAGUGAAGAUGAGAGUGAGGAUGAUGCCUUUUUUAGCAGUAUGCAUGAAGAACACGAGAGCUGGGAUGAAAGUGAUGAGGAGUUGUUGGCCAUGGAAAUUCGUAUGAGAGGGCAGCCUCGCUUUGCCAACUUCAGGGCAAACACCUUAUCCCCUGUCCGAUUCUUUGUGGGCAAAAAAUGGAAUACUGUCCCCCUGAGAAAUAAGUCUCUCCAGAGGAUCUGUGCGGUAGACUAUGACGAUAGCUACGAUGAAAUCUUAAACGGUUACGGAGAAGAUUCUGUGAUCCCUUACGGGCAGGAAAGCAUGCAGAGCAUGGUCUCCUCUGAUUCCACGUCCCCCGAGUCAUCUUUGACAGAGGAGUCUCGCUCUGGGACAGCUAGUAGUUCAUCUCAAAAACUCUGCAACGGAGGAGCAUCUCCUAGCACUCCAAAGGAUGUUAAGGAGAUCAAAUCCGUUGAACCAGAGGAUGAAAACUCUGAUAAUCCGCAAGUGAAGGACCUGGCGGAUGCCCCCAAAAGCCCUCCCAAAGUGUUAGAGACCCACAAGGCAGUCCUCGCUCUCCGAUUAGAAGAGAAAGAUGGCAAGAUUGCUCUUCAGACUGAGAAGCCAGAAAGCAAACAUUCCACGGAUCUGACUGGGCAAGCAGUGACUAUAAACUUAGUGCCUCUGGAAGAACAAGCAAAGCCUUACCGAGUCGUGAAUCUGGAGCAGCCCGUGUGCAAGCCCUACACGAUCGUGGACGUGUCGGCAUCCAUGGCCAGCGAGCACGUGGAGGGUCGGGCUGAGAGUCCCAAACCCAGAAGCGCGGUGUCUACACCAAAUUCCCCUCUUAUGUCUCCCACUUCCACUUCAGCACAGGCUCAUUUCAAAAAGUCCAGUACAAUCCGAUACCAAGAAGUCUGGACAUCCAGUACGAGCCCACGCCAGAAGUUACCUAAAGUGGAACUAGUCACGGGUGGCACGGGACCAACCGUCCCUCCAAGGAAAAACUCCCAUAAGUCAGCCCCUACUUCACCCACAGCUACAAGUGUUUCUUCCAAAACAAUCCCAGUGAAGUCACCCAAUUUGUCUGAAAUCAAAUUUAAUAGUUACAACAAUGCUGGCAUGCCCCCUUUCCCAAUCAUCAUCCAUGACGAGCCAACUUACGCCCGUAGUUCCAAGAACGCUAUUAAAGUUCCUAUCGUGAUCAACCCUAACGCCUAUGACAAUCUGGCCAUCUAUAAAAGCUUCCUGGGAACCAGCGGAGAGCUGUCGGCCAAAGAGAAAACCACCAGCGUGAUCAGCCACACGUACGAAGAAAUAGAAACGGAAUGCAAAGGAGCAGAGAGUCCCAGCAGCCAGCCUGCCGGCGGUUCUCUAGGGAAGGGGCGCCCCGGCAGCACGGAGCACAGGAAAGGCUCCGUGGCGCAGAAGGUCCACGAGUUUAACAGCUGCCUCAGUAGAGGCCAGCCUUCCCCGCAGAGAAGACAGAGCUCUGCCCAGGGCUCUCCGGCCCGGCCCCAAAGAACCACUCCGGAGUCCGCCGUCAAGAUCGAAGGCCCUCUGGAGGCCCCAGCGUCCGGCGGCAGCGGCAGCCGGGAGAAGGCAAGCACCGUGCUCUCUCAGAUCGUGGCUUCUAUCCAGCCUCCGCCGUCUCCCCCGGAAAGCCCUCCCUCUGGCCCCGAAGCCUGCAGCGUAGAAGAACUGUAUGCUCUGCCUCCGGGGGACGAAAGCCCGGCCAGUCCUCCCACAAGGCCAAAAUCUCUCUUUGCCAGCCCGCAGCCCAGCCUUGAGAAUGAAGUGGCCCCGGCCGCCCAGAGCCCCGGCACUCAAGCGCCCAAGGAGCUGCCCGCGCAGCCUGCCGCUGGUCACGCCACCAAAUUCACAGGCAGCACUCCUACGCCGAGCCCCCAGGCUGAAGCAGGGCCUCCCUUUCCCCCUCCACGCUCCACUUCCUCUCCGUACCAUGCGAGUAACCUCUUGCAAAGACACUUCAGCCACUGGAGCAAGCCGACGAGCCCCACCAGGGCAACCGAGGCCGAGUCCGUUCUGAACUCCGAGGGCAGGCGGCUGGCCGACAACAAGCCUAAGCGCUGGAUUUCCUUCAAGAGCUUCUUCCGCCGUAAGAAGGCUGACGAGGAGGAAGACAAAGAGAAGGAGAGAGAGAAGGGCAAGCUGGUGGGCCUCGAUGGCACCGUCAUCCACAUGCUGCCCCCACCCCCUGUUCAGCGCCAUCACUGGUUCACCGAGUCAAGGAGCGAUUCCAGCGAGAAGCCGUCUAUCGUUUUCAUGUACAGGUGCGACUCUGCGCAGGCCCCGGAGCCGGGCGCCGACUCGGACAGGCCUGGGGUGGAGCGAGUGCUGAUCUCGGAUAAGAGCGAGAUAGAAGAAAGGAUCCUGCGGGAUGCGGAAAGGAAGAAAAGGAGCCCUUCUUCGCCGUCGCAUCCUCCCAAGAAAAGUCUCAGUCAAGUGCCCCCCGAGGGCACGGCGGAAGGCAGUCCCCCCCGCGCCCCCCUGAAGGAGGCCAGCAGCGAUGCCUCGGCGGGCCUGCCGGCAUUGCCCCCGCACACGCCGGAGAGGGAGGAAGACGCCUCCGACCCUUCUGACGACAGUCCUUGCAGAGCCACGUACAGUAACCUGGGGCAGUCCCGAGCGGCCAUGAUCCCCCCCAAGCACCCCCGACAGCCAAAAGGGGCCACAGACGACGCCAUCGCUUUUGGGGGGACCCCGGAGCGGGAGGCCAUGCCACCCCCCUUGCCAAAGAAGACAAUCCUAAGGGCCAACACUGAGCCGCUGCCCAGGGCCCUGGAGAACCAUCCGUGCCUCCUGGCCAACCCCACGUAUGACCUGGAGGCCCGCUGGGAUGGCAGCAGCGCCGGCUCCUCCCUCAGCUCUGAGCCCAGGGGCCCCGGGCCCGGGUCCUGCGACUCCCUCGACCGGCCUCUGCCCAGGGACAGGCGUGCCUCCAGCCUGGUGCCCUUCUCCACCAGCACCGAGUCCCUGGUGGGGCGGCGUGGGCCCCCAAGCAGGCCGAGCAGGAGUGUGCAGAAGCCCCAGAGAGCAGCGCUCUACCGGGGCCUUGACAGCCGCGACGAACUCGUGGCCAAGAUCCGGAGCCUGCACGGCGACGCCUUGAAGAAGCUGGCCCUCCAGUGCGAGGACCUCUUCAUGGCCGGCCAGAAGGACCAGCUCCGCUUCGGGGUGGACAGCUGGUCAGACUUCCGACUGACCAGCGACAGGCCCUGCUGCGAGGCUGGCGAUGCGGUGUACUACCAAGCCUCCUACGCCAAAGAGCCACUCAGCAGCUACGCCGUCAAGAUCUGCAAAAGCAAAGCGAAGGAGUCCCAGCAGUAUUACCACAGCUUGGCCGUCCGGCAGAGCCUGGCCAUUCAUUUUAAUAUCCAGCAGGACUGCGGCCAUUUCCUCGCCGAGGUCCCCGUCCGCCUCCUCCCCUGGGAGGAUCCCGACGCCCCCGGGAAGGACGAUGACGACAACGACGACGAGCUGGAGGAAGAGGAGGAAGGGGGGCCCGAGGCAGCCGAGAGAGAGCCGGCCCCGGGAGGGGAGGCGCCCCAGAGAGGCGGCUCCGACGGCCAGGGGGGCCCCAGCAAGCAGCGCAGCCACGUGGUGGUCAUCACCAGGGAGGUGCCGCAGCUCACCGUGGCCGACUUUGUCCGGGAAUCUUCGGCCCAGCACGGGAGGAACCCCGACACGUACGAGCGGCAGGUGUGCCUGCUGCUGCUGCAGCUCUGCUCCGGCCUGGAGCACCUCAAGCCCUACCACGUCACGCACUGCGACCUGCGGCUCGAGAACCUGCUGCUGAUCCAGUGCCGGCCCGGCGGGGGCGGCCCCGAGGCCGAGGCCGGCCGGCCCGGCCCCGCCAGGCUGCUCGUCAGCAACUUCUCGCAGGCCAAGCAGAAGAGCCACCUGGUGGACCCCGACGUGUUCCGGGACCAGUCGCGGCUGGCGCCCGAGAUCGUCACGGCCACCCAGUACAAGAAGUGCGACGAGUUCCAGACGGGCAUCCUCAUCUACGAGAUGCUGCACCUGGCCAACCCCUUCGACGAGAACCCCGAGCUGAAGGAGCGCGAGUACACGCGGGCCGACCUGCCCCGCAUCCCCUGCCGCUCGCCCUACUCGUGGGGCCUGCAGCAGCUGGCCAGCUGCCUCCUGAACCCCAACCCCUCGGAGCGCAUCCUCAUCUCGGACGCCCGCGGCGUCCUGCAGUGCCUGCUCUGGGGCCCCCGCCAGGACCUCUUCCAGAGCCUGGGCAACACGGCCGGCGCCGGCCACCGCAGCGCCGUCCUCCAGAACUGGCUCGACAUCAAGCGGACGCUGCUCAUGGUCAAGUUCGCCGAGAAGGCCUUGGACCGAGAGCGCGGGGUCAGCCUGGAGGACUGGCUGUGCGCCCAGUACCUGGCCUUCGCCACCACCGACUCGCUGGCCGGCGUCGUGGACAUCCUGCAGCACCGCUAG